This is a messenger RNA of Symbiodinium necroappetens, 2694 nucleotides long. NCBI's taxonomy places the organism in Eukaryota, Dinophyceae, Suessiales, Symbiodiniaceae. The record is from the annotation of a GenBank genome assembly.
AUGCAUGCCCACAACAUGUUUGACAAUUCACUCUUGUUGACGCAUUUGGCAGGCCGAAUCCAGGCCCGGGGCCUGAAGCCACUGGCAGCCCCACUGGCGAGCCACGCCAAGUUCUCGGCGCUUUGGGUUUCCAUGUCCGUCCUCGCCAAUUACGCCUUUGCGUAUAAAAUCAGUGUAGCAAUCUUUACCCUGAUCCGUUCGUGCAACAUCAUCGCCACCGUGCUGCUCGGUUACACGGUCUUUGGGGAGCGCUUCUCAGCAGAGCAACUGCUUUGCGUCCUGGCCGUCACUGUGGGAAUCUUUCUGGCCUCGUUGGGCGAGAUCAAGACGCUGAACACCAGUGGCCCCACCUCGGCCGAGUGCAGUUCAUUAGGCACUUGCACAGAGAUCACGACACGUGCGCCGGAUGGGGAUGUGGAGCUCGCUACCUGGGCCAUCGGUAUUGCAAUGCUGGCUUUCGUGCAGUUGCUUCAAGGCUUUCUCGGACAUGUUCAGUCCAGUUACUACAAGAUAUACAAGGACCUGGCUCCAAAGAACGAGCUGUGUGAUGAGUUCCUCUUCACCUCGCAUGUGGCGGCGCUCUUGCCCCUCCUUUGCUUGAAGGAUGACAUCCUGGCGGCAGCACGAGCAGCCAUGGCUUCGGAGCCUGUGCCAUAUCUGCCAUUCCAUCUCCCAAGGCAAAUUCUUUGGCUGCUGGUCAACAAUGUGUCACAGACAAUCUGCCUGAAGGGGGUCUUCCGCACCAGCGCCACGGUCACCCCGCUGGCGCUGACAAUUAUCCUCUCUGUUCGCAAAUUUCUAUCGGUGGUGGUCUCCAUUGUUCUGUUCAGCAACCCGUGGACCCCCCAGCACAGCGCAGCGACAGUGCUGAUCUUUGGCGGCGCAUUUGCCUACUCCCAAGUCCGCGAGGCCCGUCCAGCCACAACCGGAGACAACAAGAAAGGCUGCUUAGCAGAUGCUGCUGCCAAAGUGGAUCGGAUUAUUCUCCGGUCACAGGUUCUGCGAGUACUUCGCACACUUGAGCCACUCGAGCAAUACGAGCUGCGCACUUGGUUGGACAAGGUGCGGCCACACUCCGUAUUGGUGGGCCACACGAUCACCCAACGGAGUGCAGAAGGCGAGGUAGUGGAGGUGGCUCGGGGCUGGGCUGUGCUGAUCUUCCUGCAGAGUGACAGGGUAAUGGAGGUGCCCGAUGCCGGCCGGCUUGCCGAGCUGGCUCUGCCGGAGCCGGAGUGGACACAUGGCGACAUGGUAGCAGCAGCGCCACCAGACUGCUGGCAACACAGGACAUGUGUGGCUGCGGUGGACCUGGACUUGCACGGAUGUGUGCAUGAGGCAACCUGCCUGGCAUACAUGGAGCGCUGGCGGUUUUAUGCCGCAUCAGCUCAAGGCUACCCGAGCUGGCUGAACGAAGCAGUCCUUCGUGCUCGAACUCGGCAAGCCUAUGUGGCCUAUGCUGGCUAUGCUGGUGCCGGUGAUUGCAUCCUGGUUCGCUCCUGGGUGAUUCCGGCUCCGACCACACAGGACACCAGCAUCAUGCUUGCGUUUGAAGUACAGGCCAGUGGUGGAAAGGAAAUCGCUGGCAGAGCGAGCCCGUUGCUGCUGCGGGGCUGCUUAGUCUUGGACAAGGUAGCUUCGGUGUGCGGCAGCCCAAGUCAAACCACCAAGUCGAGCUACAUGCGGACAGGUCCCAGGCUGCAGGAAGAGUUGAGCCGUCUCCAAGGCAUCUCCGAGGACUUGCAAGAAGAGCUUGCUGUUGUGUGCGAGCAGAGGGACCUGGCUCGCGCCCACGAGGAAGAGCUCUUCUACGUUAUUUCCGGGAAGGACGAGGAGCUGUUGCAUGCGCAUUCGGCCUUAGCAGAUCUCGCGGAGCAGAUGAAGGACCGUCAGCUCGAGGAUGAUGCUGCUGAGCUUCUGGACAGUGAGAUCGCGGGCUAUGCGCGGCAGCUCCAGGACCUUACAGCCAAAGUGCAACAGCUGGAGGAGGAGAAUGCUGAGCUGCGGGCAGAGCGAGAUCGGACAAACCGCAAGCGCGAGAAGUUGGUCGAGCAGAAGCAGGAGCUGCAGGAGAAGCUGAAGCAGUCGGAACAAGCCCGACAGGCGGCUCGCGAUCGAGUGGAGCAAAUCCUGAACAAGCGGGAAAAGAAAAGGAACAGUGGGGACAGCAAAGACGAUCGCGUGGCGGAGGACUUGCUGAGCUCGUUAUCGGAGCUGGGACCGCCCGAGAAGCCCAAAAGACACCUCCAUCGUUCCCGCACUGUUGGUGCCAUUGCGGGCGGAGGCGCCGCCGCUGCCGAGGCGCUGACCGCCAUGAAGCCGGUUGCUCGAUUAGAUGCCGAGCCAGGGCCUUCCAGCAUGCAGACACCUGCCGAGGCCAUGCUCCCAGUCUUCGGCAUGCCUGACACGCCGGUUCUAACUCAGCGUCCCUUGGCUCGCAGUUUUGGUGCUGGAGGCAUGCUAGCGCGCAACGUGGCCCCAGAAGACGUGGCAGACAUCUUGCAAAUCCCGCUUUCUCAGGUGCAAGAAGCCAAGGGCGCCAUGGAACUUACCGGCUCGACGUGUUACGAGGAGACAGGAGAAAGUCCGCUCGAAGAGGAUGAAGAUGGAGCGGAUGAAGAGCCCUUCUCCCCAGUAUUCGUGUCGCCGGAUGGCCCCAGCCUCGAAGUGCCAACCGCUGAACCUGAAGCUGACGAG